Gavia stellata (red-throated loon) is the source of this 1575-nucleotide messenger RNA. It is a transcript of the gene VANGL1, whose product is annotated as VANGL planar cell polarity protein 1. Gene Ontology annotation, biological process: multicellular organism development. The record is from RefSeq and is a predicted model, not a curated record. Gene Ontology annotation, cellular component: plasma membrane. NCBI's taxonomy places the organism in Eukaryota, Metazoa, Chordata, Aves, Gaviiformes, Gaviidae. The transcript has 8 exons. Bases 1 to 1575 code for a protein of 524 amino acids.
AUGGAUACAGAAUCUACAUAUUCGGGAUACUCCCACUACUCAGGUCACUCCAAAAAAGCCCACAGACAAGGGGAAAAGAGUCGGGACCGGCACAAAUCACCACGAAGCAAAGAUGGCAGUCGGUCUGAGAAGUCCGUCACUAUCCAGACACCUCCUGCAGAGCCGCUGCUUGGGAACGAUGCCUCUCGGGCGGAGGAGGGACAGGAUGACAACUGGGGUGAGACCACGACAGCAAUCACAGGCACCUCUGAGCACAGCAUUUCCCAGGAGGACAUUGCCCGGAUCAGUAAGGAUCUGGAGGACAGCGUUGGGUUGGACUGCAAACGUUACCUGGGCUUAACAGUGGCAGCUGUUCUCGGACUCCUUGUCUUCCUUACCCCCAUCGCCUUCAUUCUGUUACCCCAGAUCCUGUGGCGGGAUGAUCUGGAGCCGUGUGGUACUGUCUGUGAGGGACUGUUCAUCUCUGUGGCGUUUAAACUCCUCAUUCUUCUGAUUGGGACCUGGGCUCUGUUUUUCCGCCAGCCUAAGGCAGAUAUACCAAGGGUGUUUGUGUUUCGGGCCCUUCUGUUGGUCCUCAUAUUCCUGUUUGUGUUUUCCUACUGGCUCUUUUACGGCGUUCGCAUCUUGGACUCGAAGGACACCAAUUACCAAGGAAUAGUGCAGUACGCCGUGUCUCUGGUGGAUGCUCUGCUUUUCAUUCACUACCUGGCCAUUGUGCUGCUGGAGCUGCGGCAGCUGCAGCCCAUGUUCACUGUCAAAGUAGUUCGGUCAACGGAUGGAGAGUCGCGGUACUACAGCUUGGGGCACUUGAGCAUCCAGCGAGCUGCUCUGGUGGUUCUGGAAAAUUACUACAAAGAUUUCACAGUCUACAACCCAGCCUUGUUAACAGCCUCCAAAUCCCGUGCAGCCAAGCAUAUGGCUGGCCUGAAAGUCUACAACGUUGAUGGCCCAGGUAACAACGCCUCGGGGCAGUCCCGUGCCAUGAUUGCGGCUGCAGCCCGUCGCAGGGACUCCAGUCACAACGAGCUCUACUACGAAGAGGCCGACCACGAGCGCCGAGUGAAAAAACGCCGUGCAAGGCUUGUGGUUGCAGUAGAGGAGGCUUUCACUCACAUCAAACGCCUGCAGGCAGAGGAACAGCAGAAAGCUCCAGGAGAGAUGAUGGACCCCCGAGAAGCAGCCCAGGCAAUCUUCCCCUCUAUGGCAAGAGCUCUGCAGAAGUACCUUCGCACCACCCGCCAGCAACAGUACCACAGCAUGGAGAGCAUCUUGCAACACUUGUCCUUCUGCAUCACCAAUAACAUGACACCAAAGGCAUUCCUGGAGCGUUACCUCAACCCGGGCCCAACCCUCCAGUACGACAGGGAUCGCUGGUUCUCCAAGCAGUGGACGCUUGUCAGCGAGGAAGCGGUCACAAGCGGGUUACAAGACGGCAUUGUUUUUGUCCUCAAGUGCUUGGACUUCAGCCUUGUUGUUAAUGUGAAGAAAAUCCCCUUCAUCAAACUCUCGGAAGAGUUCAUAGACCCUAAAUCUCAUAAAUUUGUCCUCCGCUUACAGUCUGAGACUUCAGUCUAA